AAAAAUCCGUAAAAAUGAUAUAAGCACAGCAUAUAUAAGAGUAGCUUAUAUAAUAUUUUUAGGCUUUGAAGCACAUCUAUGUGCUAGAAUUAUUUUCAAUAUGUUCCGCAAUUUAGUUCAAGAAUGUAAAGAGGAUUACCAUGAAUAUUGCGUGGGAGACUUUGAUCCUGAUGACAUUGUCAUCAGUGGUAUGGCAGGCCGGUUUCCUUGCUGUGAUAAUAUAAAGGAACUCAAAGAAGGCCUUUAUUCUGGAAAAGAACUUUUACUUUGUGACAAUGAAAGAAUUCCAAUUGGUCCAUAUGAGAAUAAAAUUGGAGGAACAGGAUGUAUUAAAAACGUAGAUAAAUUCGAAGUUGAUUUCUUCAGUAUGGCACACAAUUUAAUCAAUUCUAUGGAUCCGGGGAGUAGAAAAUUGAUGGAAGUAAGUUAUGAGGCAAUCGCAGAUGCUGGAUAUGAUCUUCCAAGUGUUAGUGGUGCAAAUAUUGGAGUAUAUGGGGCGAAUGUUAAUAACGAUUCAUUUUAUAUGGCUUUCAAAACAGAUUUGGAUUUGGAAAAAUAUAGUUAUAACAGAUUUUUAAAUUCCAACCGCAUAUCCUAUUUCUUCAAUUUGCUAGGUCCAAGUGCAGUAGAAGACACAGGUUGCUCUUCCUCCUUAUCCGCAUUUUAUUCAGCCUAUAAGGCAUUACAAAGAGGAGAAAUCGAUGGAGCAAUUGUUAACAGUUCCCAAGUUAACUUAUGUCCAGAAAUAAUUUUUCUUAUGAAUAAGAAUGGUAUACUUUCUCCUACGUGUACUUGUAAGCCCUUUGAUGAGAGAGCUAAUGGGAUUGUUAGAAGUGAUGCAGUUGUUGCUAUUUUUUUGCAAAAAGCUUGUACAGCUAGACGAGCUUAUGCAUCUGUUCUUUCCUCUGCAUUUUUUACAUCUGGUUUUGUGCAAGAAGGAUUAGGUGCGCCCUCUCAUAAAAUGCAAGAAUAUCUCAACAGGCACGCAUUGCAAUCAGCUAGAUUACAUCCCGAUCAAGUUAAUUACAUUGAAGCACAUGGCACGGGUACAGCAGUAGGGGAUCGUAUAGAGCUUACAGCUAUAGAAAGUGUUUACUGUACGAGUACCAGAAAAAAACCCAUUUAUGUCGGCUCGGUGAAAAGUAAUAUCGGCCACACUGAAGCAUCCUCUGGUCUUUGUGGAGUGAUAAAAGCAAUUUUAGCAAUGGAAGAGGGGAAUAUUGCUCCAAAUUAUGAUUUCAAGAAACCCAACCAAAAUGUAAAACCACUACUUAACGGAACCAUGAAAGUGGUAGCAGAAGUUACGCCACUUACGUCCCCUUAUAUUGUAAUAAAUUCGUUUGGACUUGGAGGAACGAUUUCACAAACUAUUUUGAAGCAAAACAGUAAAACAUAUCCAACCAAAUAUAUUUCAAGAUCCCGAAUUCCACGAAUAGCACUCAUUUCGGGAACUUGUGAAAGUUCUGUACAAUACUUGGUUGAUUACAUCAAAGACAAUGCAGCCUUGCCAGAUGAGUUUUUCUCUCUCUUGAAUAAGAUAUCUUUUUGUCACCCACAUCUUAAGCCUUACAGGCAUUUUGAGUCAAAGUGAAACAUCAAGCAUUAAAGUAAGUGACCAGUUUGGUCAGAUCAAUAGCUCACACACAAUUGGACUGUAUUAAUUUUAUACUCAUUUAUUUUGUACCAGCAUUACAGACUCGCUCGUGAGCCCGUUACACAUUAGACAUACACUGCUGCUUCCAGCACUCAAUUCUGCAAUUAAAUUCAAUUUACGCUUACAGCGCCAUCUAUAUGUUUUAUGGGAAAUAACACUCCCCACGAUUGAAAUUGCAAUAAAUUUCACACAAUCAGCAAUAUAAUGUUAUACAGAGAAAAAAAAAUAUAUAUGAAUCAUACAAAUAACAUUGUGACAUAAAGCAGACAUUGAGAUAUAAGACUAAAGCUAAUUUUCUAUUUGCACAAUUACUCUAUGGGAAGAAUACAAAUGUCACGAAUAUUUCUUUGAAGUUGUUUGCCAUUAGGUAAACUUAACUUCACUACUCUUAUUUUUGUGUCAC
Parasteatoda tepidariorum (common house spider) is the source of this 2057-nucleotide messenger RNA. NCBI's taxonomy places the organism in Eukaryota, Metazoa, Arthropoda, Arachnida, Araneae, Theridiidae. The record is from RefSeq and is a predicted model, not a curated record.